AUGAAGAAGAGGAGAAAACUCUUACCUGUAUCCGACUGCUGUUCAUGCCAAGAAAAGUGGAUUGGCUAUCAGUGCAACUGUUACUUCAUUUCUGAUGAAAGAAAAACUUGGGAAGAAAGUAGUCAGCUUUGUGCUUCUCACAAUUCCAGUCUUCUUCAGCUCCAAAACAGUGAUGAAUUGGUUUUCAUGAACACCAAUCCUAAAUUUUACUGGAUGGGUCUCUCUUCUGCCAAAGAAUGCGCUGCCUGGUUGUGGGAAGAUGGCUCAGCUCUCUCCCAGAAUCUACUCCCAUUGCUUCCAACUCCAAGUCCAGGGUACUGCAUAGCAUAUAGUCCCAGAAAAGUGACUACUUCCGAACUCUGUGGAAUCAAGAACCAUUACAUGUGCAAGCAGCGGCCCAUUUAAAUGUUUCUUUGAACAGAGAGGUGGACAACACAGGUCCAGGGUCACUAAAAGUGGCACCUUUUUUCUUAUAUUAUUACUGUUGUCUAUUUCUAGGGUCUGUAAAAUGUCUCAAACUGUCUUGUCCUACAACUUUCAUGUAUUUGAAACCAUGCAUUUUUAAAAUAGUAGAAUUUGUAUGCUUGCCCCUAAAAUGUAAAGUGUAAAGAUAAAUAAUUCUUUGAAUUUAAAAAAUUUGAUACAUAUGUUUAAUA
Molecule: messenger RNA, 656 nt
Organism: Heterocephalus glaber (naked mole-rat)
Lineage: Eukaryota; Metazoa; Chordata; Mammalia; Rodentia; Bathyergidae
Source: RefSeq, a predicted model, not a curated record